UCACACAAACGCACACUCUCUCUUACUCUGUCUGAGGAAUCCAAGAAGAAGAAAAUCAUUCAGACAACCAAACCCAUUUCAUUUUCCUCUGUUUAACAGAUAAUUCCGUUCGAGAAUCUCACAGAAAAACAAAAAAAAAAAAAUGAAGGGGAUGAAAGGAAAGUUCAUGAAGAAGCUCAAAUCGAUCAAACAAGUGGGGUAUCUGAAGCAAGAUCGAAUUCUCCAGCUGAAGGCCUCAGAUGGGUACGUCGAUUUUCUUCCAAAGAUUCCGACUUUCAAUCUCCACUCCCCGUUUGUUUCCCGAGAAAAUAAGCCUGAGAAAGUUGUUCAGGAGAAGAAACCUGAGAUAAUAGAUGUGGCGGAGCUGAUGAAAGACCUUGAAGAAGAAGAAGAAAAUGAUGAAAUGGAUUUGGAUGAUUACAAUGACAACAAAGAGAACAUAGGUCCGUGUUCACAGAAACCCCCACAACACAACAAGGGUGCUUCACAGAAUGGAAACAGAGAAAAAACAGAGUCAAAACAGAGAGGGGUUUUGGGAGAAAAAAGAUCUUCACCAAGAGGUGGUAGUAACAGUAACAGCAACGGCAACAGAAAAAUCCCUUCGUUAGAGAAUGAUAUUCCGGCGUUCCGGCGGCCGGACUUGAACUCCGGAAGCCUUUUCGAUCCGAAUUUGCUUGCAGCGUUCGAGCAAGCGGUGAAGGAUCAUGCUAGAAUGGAAGAAGAACAAAGGAGAGCCAGAGUUGAAACAGAGUCUCCACAGAGAGUUGAAGAUGAUGACCCUGACAUUGACCCUUUGAUGUCCUUUGAGGAGAAGUGUCCACCGGGGGGCGAUGGCACCGUGAUUUUCUACACCACCACGCUUAGGGGAAUCCGAAAGACGUUCGAAGACUGCAACAAAAUUCGCUUCCUCCUCCAGAGUUUCAAGGUUUUGUACUUUGAGAGGGACAUUUCAAUGCACAAGGAGUUCAGGGAUGAGUUGUGGAGCAGUUUGGAGGGGAAAUUGGUGCCUCCAAGGCUUUUUGUUAAGGGGAGGUACAUUGGUGGGGCGGAAGAAGUUUUGAGUUUGCAUGAGCAAGGAAAGCUCAGGAAAAUAUUUGAAGGGCUUCCAAUGGAUUGCUCUAGUGGUCCUUGUGAUGCAUGUGGAGGGAUAAGAUUUGUGUUGUGCUUCAAGUGUAAUGGAAGUCACAAGGUCAUGGAAGAAAAUGGAGAGAGCAAUGAGUGCCCUCACUGUAAUGAGAAUGGGUUGAUUGUGUGUCCUUAUUGCUGCUAGCUGAUGGAGAAUAUCAGUUAACACUUAUGUCUUCUACCUACAGUAAGAGUUUGUACUUAAUUGAAUUUGUGGGAACUGGAUUUUUUUUUUUCUUUCUAUUUUUGGGUGGUGGUGAUUCUUUCAAUUUUUUUUACUGGUGAUAGGCACUUGCAUUGCCUAUUUGUACUGUUCUUGGACCAAAAAUCUGAAGAUCUUCAAAUUUCAGAUUUAGUGUGCCUUUCCAUUGUAUCUAGUUUUAUACCUUAUCAUAAAAGGAUUCGGCUGGUUGAAA
Molecule: messenger RNA, 1541 nt
Organism: Cajanus cajan (pigeon pea)
Lineage: Eukaryota; Viridiplantae; Streptophyta; Magnoliopsida; Fabales; Fabaceae
Source: RefSeq, a predicted model, not a curated record